Messenger RNA from Phragmites australis (common reed), 874 nucleotides. RefSeq lists its product as uncharacterized. Bases 159 to 683 code for a protein of 174 amino acids. The record is from RefSeq and is a predicted model, not a curated record. NCBI's taxonomy places the organism in Eukaryota, Viridiplantae, Streptophyta, Magnoliopsida, Poales, Poaceae. The transcript is spliced from 5 exons.
CCCCUUCCCCAAUCCCAGCCCGACACGCACAGCGGAAUCCCAUUCCGAUUCCUCCCACCCCCUCAUCCUCGCCUCCCCUUCCGCGGACGCUAGGGUUUGCCGCUGCACGCCGGCCGCGAGCGACGGCCUCCUCCGACGCGCGGCGGGGCCCGGAUGCUAUGCUGCUGAGCUGCAGGUCCCUCUCCACCUGGGUGCGCCGCCUCGUCGCUUGCAUGGGAGGUUGCUUUGGCUGUUGUGCUAAGCCUACUCCGAUAACAGCGGUCGACGAGCCUUCCAAGCGGUUGAGGAUCCAGGGACGCUCGAUAAGGAAGGCUAGCCUGUCUGACGACUUUUGGACCACGAGUGCUCAUGAGAUGGAGAACAGCUUGAUCCAAUCGCAGAGGAGCAUGUCUUCAAUCAGCACGGUUGCGCAGUCCAGCGAUCAACAUGCUGCAGGAAGUAGCAGCAACCCGAAUGAGUUUGUAACUGAAGGUUUUAUGCUCUGGAACCAGACCAGACAGCAGUGGGUUGGAAACAAAAAAUACCACUCUCGAUCUCAACAGCCUCGAGAACCAAAAUUAAGUUGGAAUGCAACCUAUGAGAGUCUGCUAGGAAGCAACAAGCCAUUCUCCCAACCGAUACCUCUUGGUGAAAUGGUAGAUUUGCUAGUGGACGCUUGGGAGCAAGAAGGCCUAUACGAUUAGGCCUGGGAAGUUCAUUGUUUGACUUAAAUUAAUUACUUAAUUGUAUUCAGAACUUUCGAUGCGCAGAAGCUCUAGGUUCGUGAACGCAUAACUUUUCCUGAGCUCAUUGGUGUAUCUUGAAUAUCAUGAAAACAAGGCAGCAUCCUUAGACCAAACAAUUGUAAUAUAUUAUUCUCAAGUUUACGAGUGCA